Durusdinium trenchii is the source of this 1458-nucleotide messenger RNA. The record is from the annotation of a GenBank genome assembly. NCBI's taxonomy places the organism in Eukaryota, Dinophyceae, Suessiales, Symbiodiniaceae.
AUGGCAGCCGUGGACCUCAAAAGCAGUAGCAGCAGCGAGAAUGAGACUUCAAGCUCCGAGAUGCAUUCGGAUGAAUCGAAGGGGAGGGAUGGAUCAAGAAAAGAGAGCUGGAAUUCCUGGGCUCUUCAGAUGAUGGUCUUGUUUCUGGUGAUGGUGAUGUGGAACACUGACAACAUGGCCUUGCCAGCGGUCUACAGUGAGAUUGCCAAGUAUUUUAAUACCACACCAGGUGGCCUGGGAGGUUUGGGCCUGGUGCGUGGGGUCUUUGAGUCCAUCUUUGCCUUGCCCAGUGGUUUCCUGGCCGACCGGCUCCCACGACCGUUGCUCAUUUGCAUUGGCUCGGCGAUUUGGGGCGCCGGACUCAUCGGCUGCGCUUUUGCUCCGGACAUUGCCUGGAUGACGGGUUUCCGUGCGCUGAACGGUGUGGGUUUGGGCAUCGUUCAGCCGCUGCUCUUCAGCUUGGUGGCGGACAAAAGCUCCGUCUACGGCCGUGGGAAGGCCUUCGGCUUCCUGCUCUCCACGGGAAGCUUGGGGCAGACAGCCUUCACAGCCUUUGCCACCUCCAUCGCACCACUGCAGAUCGGAGCCAUUGCUGGCUGGCAGUUUGCACUGACAAUCAUCGCCAGUUUGAGCGUGCUGGUGGGUCUGCUGGUCUGGUGCCUGGUCACCGACGUGCCGCGCGCCGAGCAGCGCAGCAUGCUGCAGAUCGUCAAGGAAGAGACGCCCAGGCUCGGGUCGAUUCUGUGCCUGCCCACCUUCCUGGUCAUCAUCGGCCAGGGCAUUUUUGGCACCGCUCCUUGGUUCGCCUUCAGCUACCUCACCAUGUGGCUGGAGCUGAACUGCUUUGCCAACACAGAGGCGGCGACCAUCCUGGCCUUCUUCAACGUGGGGACCGCCUUGUCCAGUAUGCUGGGUGGCAUUUUGCUGGAUUUCAUCUUCCGACGAUUUCCAGAUCAUGGCCCUCCCGGCAUCUCGCAGGUCUCCGUCUUCCUGUCCAUUCCACUCUUUGCGCUCAUCCUUUUUGGCCUGGGCCAUGGGGACUCGGAUGCGGGAACGAUCGCCCUCUACUGCAGUGUCUUCAUGGUGACGGGCAUGUUGAUCGCUUGGAACAUGGUCAUGAACAACAAGAUGUUCAGUGACGUGGUGCCCAGAGAACGCUACACCUACAUCUACGCCUUGGACCGUUGCAUCGAGGGAACCUUCGGCGCCUUUGGACAGCCGGCCGUGGGCUGGCUCACCGACCGGAUCUUCCACUUUGAUGCUGAGAUGGCCAACUCAAAGCACUGCUCCCCAUCGGACGCUUUGUCUCUGGGCAAAGGUGUCUUUAGUGUGGCAGCAGUGGGCUUCGGCAUUUGCUUCCUGUUCUACUGCGUCGCUCAUUGCACCUACCCCCGAGAUCGACGGCGUGCAGAGAUGUUGAAGGAAGUGCCCAAGCAGGACCCGGAACACGUCGCCUGA